UGAAAAGCGGUAUCAACGCCGGCGUGACCGCUCUCAGGUUUCUCUCUUGUCGCAUUAUGUCAAUUUAUUAAUUUCUAUUUCUCUAUGCAUUAACUGGAUAUGGCUUUAAUAAUGGACAUACAACAAAUGUCAAACAAAAGUGAAGCAGAAUUAACUCAAGAAGAGAAAUGGAGGGUAGAACAUAUAAAGAUGCACGAACAACAUCGAGGUCACGAAUCUAUGCACGCAGAAAUGAUGCUUAUAUUAUUGGUGACAUUAGCAGUAGCACAGCUUGUAUUAGUUGAAUGGAAGAAAAGAUACUUUAAAUCAUAUCAGUUUGUGACACUGAUAGGCAUGUGGAUUAUUCCAUUUGGAAUAAGUUUAAAAAAUUACUGGUUGAGAUUUAUAUUUUUGUGGCUUUUAAUUUCAUGUAUAACAUGUUUAGUAGUAAGAAAAGCAACUGAAGAACCAGUAAAAGGUACAACACCAAGGCUAGUGUACAAGUGGUUUUAUUUUAUUUAUAAACUUAGUUAUGCAUUAGGCAUAGUUGGCUACAUCUUAGUGUUAUUUACAUUCUUCGGUGUAAAUCUCAUAUUUGAUGUUAAGCCUCACGUUUGGAUGGACUGGGGCCUCUUGCUUUUAUUUUAUGGUCUUUACUUCGGAGUACUAGGAAGGGAUGUUGCUGAAAUAUGUGCUGACUCGAUGGCAUCACAUAUUGGGUAUUACACCCCAGGCAGUAUGCCAACCAGGUCUCUGGAGCCAAAUGUUUGUGCGGUAUGUGGAAAUAGACUUCUUGUGUCCGAACGCGAGGAAGGUGUGAUUGAAAAUACAUAUAAACUCAACUGUGGACACGUUUUUCAUGAAUUUUGCAUCCGAGGCUGGUGCAUCGUAGGGAAGAAACAAACUUGCCCUUAUUGUAAAGAGAAGGUCGACUUGAAGAAGAUGUUUCGCAAUCCGUGGCAACGGCCCCAUGUUUUAUAUGGCCACUUGCUGGAUUGGUUAAGGUGGCUUGUUGCUUGGCAACCUUUAAUUUUAUUCCUUGUUCAAGGUAUCAAUUGGGCUCUGGGCCUUGAAAUAAAGAACGAGGAGGAGGAUCAGUAUGGGAGAGCGGUCAGCGUGAUAAAUUAGCGAGUGCGCGCUAUAUAUUGUCGUAUAAUUUCUCCGCUAGCACCUGACAGAUAAGUUUCUAUUUCUAAGUUAGAUAAGUUUCUAUUCACGCAUGUACGAAAGCGAGUAUAAGCAAGCAAGCGAUUCAAAAGCGAAAGAGGAGUGAAGGGGUAACUACGCACGAAAGAAAACUCAGUUUGUGGUUCUCUGUCACCUGGAGGGGUCAGACAAAAAAACUCGCAUAUUGGCGUAACGGAAAAAUUGUCCUUUGCAAGAGAGUUUCUACUCGAUCGUUUUUAAUUGUCUCAACCAGACUUUUCAAGCAGCCGAAUAUUUUCAGCCGCGACAACGGGAAUAUCGUUUCUCCUCUCCGGGCCUUCGUCUGGUCCCUGUAUUUGUCAAUCACACGAACUGAGAUUUUCCCGUGCAGGUCUGAGGGGAAGGAUGUGUGAUCUCGUUGGACGCGCGUAGAGUCCAACGUACGCUGUGUGGGCGUAGUGAGAGAUCAAUGACAACAACUUGCCAGUGAUGUUACUAAAAGACUUUAAUUAACCUUUCGUUAUUAUUAUUAUUAUUAUUAAUAUUAUUAUUAUUAUUAUUAUCGAUAGAAAAACAACUUUCAUCACAUCACGUAUCUCCGUAGGUACUCGUCGGAACAUCGGACCUGUCGCGAGAGUAUCGUGUAGCAUCGCGCAUGUAUAUUCAUAUAUGUAUUUACAUAUAUACUCAUUUGUAUACACUUACAGUCUAAAGCUCCCUUUUCGCGAUUUUCGUGGGAUGAAGUUGCGGCGAAAUGCCGUUAACGGGGGAAGGGAGGGGGGGAUGAGCGAUAACAGAGGCGGGGGUGAGAACACACUUAACGGUAGUCCCUUCAACGAGUCCGACAAACAGAGGUUUAACGUUGUUCGAUAUAAAUAUAAAUAUAUAAAUACACACCGUGUAUGUGUGUGUGUGUAUAUUUAUACAUUUAUUGAUUUAUUCACUUGUAUAUGUUUUUGGCUUGGAUGGUUCAGACGCCACGAUACGACGGGAUCGUCGGGAUGGGUCCAGGGGCAGACAUUCACACAAACACGGGGAAAUUUUAUAGAUAUAUUUAUUGAGUACUUAGCGUGUAAGAGUAUAGAAUAUGUUACCUUACUGUUAAAUAUAUCAUUACAUGGUAAUAUAUAUUUAUAUAUAUUUAUAUAUAUAUAUAUCAUGAUGUCUUUAAAAUAAACCUCCCGCGCCGGCACGCGCUCGCGUUCGUGUUCGCGCUCACGCGCGCGCGUGCGUGCGUGCGUGUACGUACGUAUAUAUGUCACGUGUAUGUACGCGUAUGUGUGUGUGCGUGCAUGUGUGUGUGUGUGUGUGUGUGUAUCCAAGAUUAUUUACAUAAUGAUCGCAAUUAAUAUGUACAAGUUCACGAAACGAAAAGAAAAAAAGGUACAGAGACGAACGGGCGAGCGUGUGUGUCGGCCGUGUCGGUGAUCGCCGCGGAGGGGUCCUUCGCGCUUCGGACCCUGGGAGCCGCGCGUUCACCGUCACGCCGAUGCCGAGAGUGAGUGCUAGGUACGGUUCCCCUCAGUCGUCGUUUACGUUUUUCUCUCCAGUAUCAAAUUGACCGUCGUCCUCAUAUGAAAGUAUAAAGGUCUCGCUAUACGAUGUGAGAUGAUUCCUCUUUUCGCGGGCACGGAUGUACGAAACUACUGUCGCUACGGAUAAUUGUAGGUACCCUAAUCAACAACACCAAUGUCGCAUACGAUUGUGGCCUUUUUAACGCUCUCUCUCUCUCUCUAUCUCUCCCUCGAUCUCUCUCUUUCUCUGCCGCGAGCGAUAACGGAGAUUUCUCUCGCGAUAUCGACAAGAUAUCGACCGCGGAUGAUACGGUAAACGCUAGUACACGAGUCGUACGUGCCGUACGGAAUAAUAAGAUGGAUUGAUCGGACGAAAAUCCAUCCAAGAUGAUAAGUCGUCGAUGAGACGCGUUUCUCAUCCCCGCCGAACGUGAGAGUAUUAGCGUUUGCCGUAUUCGCGGUGUUGCAGAGAUACUCCGCGGUAUCUCGCGAUUAUCGGUCGCGGACCCUCGAGCGCCGCUCAAGAAGCGCUCCGGCGUCGCGCGACGGAACGCAAUGUAUCAUUCAUAUCUCGGUCUCGCGUGUAUUGUAUGUACAAAACGGAAAGUAUCACGUGACCGCCGUAAUUGUUCACUGGCGCACAGAAAGAAGCGCGACGAGCGCUUCCGGACCGCAACGGUCCCGCGGCUCGCCUUUACAUAUAAAAUGAACGGGAAAAAAGCGCACGACUUCCUUUCUUUCCCCUCGCAAUAACUAUCGUUAACGCAACUCGCAUAUUUAUAUAUAUAUAUAUAUAUAUAUAUGUAUAUAUAUAUAUUAAUUUUUAUGUAUCUCUCUCUCUCUCUCUCUCUCUUUCUCUCUCUCCCACGCACUCUAUUUCUUUCUCUCUCUCUCUCUCUCUCUCUCUCGCUCGCACUAGUUUCUCACGCAUCCUUCCUCACGCUUUCUUCACUUUUGACAUGUUUAUCGUCUCUCGUUCUACCGCUGCCCUUUAAUGGCGUUCAAGACAUACACGAUAGUUACGAAGUAUUGCUUUUUCUUAAUCGCGUGUAGAUCGCGGCUGCCGACCGCGAUCCGGCAUAACAAUAAUAAAUUUUGCACCUUCCUGCGACGAGCCGCGUCGAGAAUCCUCGGUCUUCGCUUGAGUCCUUCGAUCACCGGAAUGAACGUCAUUUGCGAGAAUUUGGAACUUGCACUCGAGUGAGUAGCGUAUCGGCUUACCGAAAAUUGUUCCCGUCUAUUUUUGGACAUUUGGAACCAAAGGAUUAAGAUUAUAUAGUAGAUAUACACGCGUAUUUUCAUAUGUUUUUAAUGAUUUUUGUCGUAUCGUCGAAUUCAUUAAUUUCAGGACGAUGGAACGUCCAAAUUUUGUAUAUAUUUUCUGUAUAUCUUUUUACUCUUUCUGUGUCAAAAUAAAAGUAUUGCGAACGUUUAUCAUCGCAGUAAUUGGAAGAACAUGGAAGAAUUUGGAGACACCUGGCGAAUAUAAAAAAAAAUGUACAUGCGAAAUCGCGACCUCGGAGCGACAGAAUUGAUCUGCGUGAUAUUUUCUAUUAAACAUUCGUGUGGAUUAAUCUUCAAUAAUUAACCGGGCGAUAAUCAAAGUCGGCGAGGAUGAUUGCGAGUGUAUAAUUAAAUUCAAAUAUAUUCGCAUUUCGUUCGCGGUUCAGAAGUUACUUUGUGAAAUUUUCGUUUCGUUAUUUCCGGUAUUCCCGCUCGGAUUCGGUUAAACGAGUUUUUUUCGUUUCCAGAACACGCCCCUCUCGUGAGACACGGGACGCAAAAAGUACCGGGGAAACCGGCGGGCGGAGGCUCUCUCUCGCGGCUCUUGGAAGGAAACAUGCGCUAAGCGUAAAGUUAACUCGAGUACAGGACUUUUUAACGUCGUAUCGUUUUUUUCUGUUUUCUUUUUCUCUCUCCCGUUUUUACGUAUCGUUUUGCAAGUAGACGAGUACACAUAGAAAACCGCUCGCGGCGUUCGCCCGGCUCCCAUCCGGCCGUCGGCGAACGUCGCCGCAUGCUGAGCGUUUCUCUACGAGCUACAAUAAUGCGCGUGUCGGGUAACGGCGUGUUGUUAAUGGACAACUCAGUAACAAGCGCUACGGGACUUUGUUCCCCUUCGUGUCCCUCGCGGAAGCACGAAGAGAUCGUCGAGAACGCAAUAUCGACGGGGGUCACCCGAGGCGGCGUACGGCGUACAUCAACGGGAAGGGAGUCCCGUCGCGUUUACUCGAGUUUGAUUAAUUUAGAAAUUAAUCUCGCAUUCGCUUCGAACCGUCGAAAGUGGCGGACUUUGUCAACCGUGACGUGAGAUUUUGCGAUCCUUCCAUUUCCCCCCACGGGAAUGAUAUACGCGAGUUCGCCGAGUUGAUAGGAAAUAAUUAGCGAGUUAAAAAGUGCGCACCUCUUUGAUCGUGGCGCGGCUCGGAUCGUUUGUCAAUUUCGUAGCCUAAUUUGAAUUGUUCGUGCUGAAUGUGAAAUAUCGUUUAACUCUCCGCGUUGGUAACAAAGGCUUGAUGUGAACUGACCCGACGUGCAUACAAAGUCGAGCCUGAGACUUCAGCGAUUACCCACGUAUAGGCUACGUUUACAAGCUCACUCGUUCCGUUUCGGAAUAGGGAGGAAAGCAGUAAUAAUUCACGCAUGCCUUUUUAUCGGCGGUUUGACAUACGGAAUGAAUCACAGAUCGAUAUGUCACGUCCAACCUCGGGCUGCCCACCGGAAAAGGUGCGUUUGACGCGCGAAAUCGUUUCUUUCCGUCGAAAGUAAACGGAGUACUUAGCGAAAUGAUAUAGAAAUUGUAGCGGCGCGUGUCGAUGGAGCGUUAAGACGCAAAGUAGACGUACGGAUUCUUACUGGCGCGCGUCACUCGUGAUUUUAAUUCUCGAUCAUCCGGUAAAAUGCAUAAAUUAUCGAUUCGUUUUAAUUUACGUAUAUAGUUUGCACCUUUCUUCCUUCAUUCUUCCUCUGCUUUCCGUUCUCUUUUUUGUUUUUUUUAAAUCACGGUAACGUGUGCGCGAAACGAGCCUCAAAACUGAGUCGCUAAUAAUAAACUCACGUUCGCGUGUGUGACCCGGCUUUAGGAACCGACGGAAUAAAAAAUGCGGCGACGGGCGUACUCGAGAGUUAAGCGUAAAGAUUGAUGGCGCUCUGCCGCUAAAAUUCUUUAUGAUCUCGCGGUAGAAAAGAUUCUUCAUGCGAGGGGUGUGAAGACUACUUUCGCGGGACAGUGUGGCGUGUGUCGGCUAUACACAACAGAUAUGUACAGCGAUGUUACUUGUAAGGUUCACUAGCACACUCCCUUAACCGUUCGCUAAACCCCCACGUUAACUCGUCAACUAGUACGUACGUUUGUAGUUAUGAUUAUGUAUUUUUUUUAUUUUUACUUUUACCAUACGCCUACGUGGAACACAACGUGGUGGAGCUGCGUGGGCUCGCACGUUGGCUCACCGUACCCCUAUAUAAUUAUGCGUUAUAUCCGUAUUUUUUUGCGUUCUUUACUUUCUAUGUCAGUUACUUCAUCCGACCCGAACCACAAACUUCGAUCUACGCUUUUUACGUUUUUUUUUCUUCUUUAUUUACCCAAUAUUGAUAAACACCGACGAGUUCAGCUAUAUCUGUUACAGAGAGGAGGGGUCAAAGUUGUGCCCUGUGAAAAAUAGGUGGAUUGAAACGAAUCUAAAGAAAUUUGUUCGAGCGGCGAGAUGCGAAAUGUAGCCGAGAUAUAUCUUCGGAAUCGAGCGGUCGGACUUUCCCUUAAGAAAUCUUUGGAUUUCCAACGUAACGGUGCUACUCGAUGUUGCAACCAGAUAUCGAAACUAAUACACAGGUGGGACGCGAAGAAUGUGUUUUGUAAUGUGUUUUGUAAAUCCAAGUAAGAAAUUUAAUUUAAGGAAAACUCCAUGGUCUUUGCGGAAUUCAGAAAUGAAACAAUACGAUUGGGAAGAAAUAAGAAACAAGUUCCCACCACCAUGUUGAAAAGCCCUAACUUCGAAGAUUAGUAAUUUAUGACUCGACGAGACGAACCUCCGUGCCAAUUCUUAUCAAUUCGCCUAUUUUUUACUGGGAGCUCUCUUCGGUGGAACGCGGGGGGUGAGGUUUCCUCACGGGGCGAUCCCACAUACACGGUUACAUAGGACUUCUUCGACGACACAAUUCAAAAAAUAAUUUUUCAUUUUUAGUAGAAAGAUAGGCGGGGCAUUUUUUUCGUACAAUGGUAAAUAUUAUCG
This is a messenger RNA of Dinoponera quadriceps, 6868 nucleotides long. RefSeq names its product RING finger protein 121. The coding region runs from base 100 to 1107 and encodes 335 amino acids. Lineage: Eukaryota; Metazoa; Arthropoda; Insecta; Hymenoptera; Formicidae. The record is from RefSeq and is a predicted model, not a curated record. Gene Ontology annotation, molecular function: ubiquitin protein ligase activity; metal ion binding. The transcript has 8 exons. Gene Ontology annotation, cellular component: Golgi membrane; endoplasmic reticulum membrane.